UAUAAGAAAAAUAAUUUCUUACCCAUCCCUACUCGGUUAGCUUAACCGGAGGUGGUGAAACUGACCCUAAGAAAGCAGACUUUUUCUUGUCAUAUCCUUGUCUUUUUCGUUCUAUGGGAAUUGCGUCUGCUAGUUCUAAUAAAUUUGAUUGAUUACAGUUUUCUUGAUUAUUUUUCGUUGAAAGAAUAAAUCCAACAAGACUUCUGAGAAAAAUGAUUGCUGGACGUGCGUUGCAUUUUGUCUUCAAGAUACCUGAUCGUGGAUUAACAGCAAAGUUCUAUCGUGAAAUUCUUGGAAUGAAGGUGCUAAGGCAUGAGGAAUUUGCAGAUGGAUGCGAGGCUGCAUGUAAUGGACCAUAUGCAAAUCGUUGGAGCAAAACAAUGAUAGGGUAUGGCCCUGAAGAUACACAUUUUGUAAUAGAGUUGACAUAUAAUUAUGGAAUUAAGGAAUAUGAAGUAGGAAAUGACUUUAAAGCUAUUACAAUUCGUUCAAAAGACAUUAUUGAAAGAGCACGUGCUAAUAAUUGGCCAAUGCAAGAAGAAAAUGGAAAAUUUGUAAUGCAGGCACCAGGUGGAUAUAAGUAUCAUAUCAUUAAUGAACAACAUUUUGCUGACAAUGAUCCAGUGGAGAAAGUCAUAUUAUCCAGUUCCAAUUUAGAACAUACUAUUGCUUAUUGGAAGGACAUAUUAGGUUUAAAGAUAUUUGAUCAAACAGACAAAAGUGUUCUCAUGGGCUAUAGUGAAGAUCAAGCCAAACUUGAAUUUGAAGAUAUAGGUAUUGAAGUUAACCAUGCAAAAGCAUACGGACGUAUUGCUUUUUCAAUACCAUUUUCAGAGCAGCCAAACAUUCAAAAAGCUAUUAAAGAAAGCGGGAAUAAAAUCUUGACUGACCUUAUAACCUUAGAUACACCAGGAAAAGCUUCUGUCAGAGUUAUUAUUCUUGCUGAUCCAGAUGGGCAUGAGAUCUGUUUUGUAGAUGAUGAAGGAUUUAGACAACUGUCGAUUCCCGAUUAUCCAAGUGAAGUAAUCUUAGAUAGAUAUAUCCAAAAGGAGGCAUCUGGUAUAAUAGAUGCAUAAAUAAUUACUAGCCCGCUAUUAUAUUGAAGUAUUAUUUUUUUAAUUUAAGAAGAUUAAAUAUGUAUAUGUAUAUUUUUGUAAAUUUAGUUUUAUUUCGUAAAAUGGCUAGAGUUUUUAAAGAAAUAGUUAAAUUUAUACGAAUUUAUUUUAUAACAUAAAACAUUAAUAGUGAUAGAUUAUAAUAUUGAAAAGUCUAUAUUUAAGAGAUACAAGAUCACAGUAAAAAUAUGUGGAUAUGUAAAUAAAAAGUAUUCACAUGUCAAAGAAAUUUUAUUCUUUAUAAUUAUUGUAUGAAAAAUUGAAUAAUGUAUAUUUAUAUAUUUUUAUAUAAUCACAUUUUUUAAAAAUUAUAUUUUAUUAAUGUA
This is a messenger RNA of Odontomachus brunneus, 1441 nucleotides long. Its product is annotated as glyoxalase domain-containing protein 4. The record is from RefSeq and is a predicted model, not a curated record. Bases 213 to 1076 code for a protein of 287 amino acids. The transcript has 6 exons. Lineage: Eukaryota; Metazoa; Arthropoda; Insecta; Hymenoptera; Formicidae.